Messenger RNA from Monopterus albus (swamp eel), 5355 nucleotides. It is a transcript of the gene nphp3, whose product is annotated as nephronophthisis 3. NCBI's taxonomy places the organism in Eukaryota, Metazoa, Chordata, Actinopteri, Synbranchiformes, Synbranchidae. The transcript is spliced from 28 exons. The coding region runs from base 705 to 4637 and encodes 1310 amino acids. Gene Ontology annotation, cellular component: ciliary base; ciliary inversin compartment. Gene Ontology annotation, biological process: determination of left/right symmetry; kidney development; convergent extension. The record is from RefSeq and is a predicted model, not a curated record. Gene Ontology annotation, molecular function: protein binding.
AGAGUCAUAUGUUUUCAUCAAGACUCGUGGUUUUGGUUAAUAUUAUCUCAAAGCUAAAAUGUGACCAGAAAUGACCGUUUCAUUCUUUGAAUCUUUACACCAGUAAAUCUCGCGUCGAGCGUGUUACGUUAGUUAGCUAGCUUUUUGUUGCUGGAUGCGCUCCUCUAAAAUAACGGUCUUGUAAUGUCACUUGUGCAUAACUCAGUUAACUAUACACUCGCUUGCAGGUUGUGAUACACCACGCAGAAAUGCCAUGACAACUGUCUAAAUGUUACGUAGAUAAAAACUUAUCUGAGUCACUGACGUUAAAUACGUCCUGAGAGACAUCUCACAGGAACAGCUAUGGGCAUUCGGAAAAAGAUCACUACACCUUUUGAUGAAGUACAAACUCCAACCCCCUCUUACAGACCACUUCAUCUUGUUAUCACCUAUUCAAGUUCAAAUUCAGCAAGCUAUUUUUAAUCAAAGUCUGACAUAAAGGGUGACUUCCCUCUAAAAUUGCCACAGUGUCUUGUUAAUUGCAAGGCCUCAUUACAUACAACUCAAAAGCACUCCAACACAAAGACCCACAGCCUUAUAAAAUAGUACUGUGGGACAAUUCAUUGCCCUGUACAUUACCUGCACAUCUCUUAAAGGACUCCUUCAGAACGAAACUAUGUGUAUCCACAAAGGCUGAGUACUUCUUUAGCGCUUAGGCUGCCACCAUGGGCACAGCAUCCUCUUUGGUCAGCCCAGGAGAGGUGAUUGAAGAUGGAUAUGGGGGUGAAGGUGGAGAAGCCUGUGAGAUUCCAGUGGAGGUGAAGCCCAAAGCUCGACUCCUGCGUAGUUCCUUUCGCAGAGGACCUCGGGUGAUUGGGGCCAGUUUCAAAUCCACAGGUUCUGUUGAUCUAGAAUAUGCUGCGGAGUAUGAAAGACUUCGUAAAGAGUAUGAAAUCUUCCGUGUCAGCAAGAAUAAUGAGAUAUCAUCCAUGCAAAAGAAAGAAGCCAAGCUGGAUGAGGAGAACAAGAGGCUGAGAGCAGAGCUGCAGGCUCUGCAGAAGACCUACCAGAAGAUCCUUAGAGAAAAAGAGAGUGCUCUUGAGGCAAAGUACCAAGCUAUGGAGAGGGCUGCCACUUUUGAACACGACAGGGACAAAGUAAAACGACAGUUUAAGAUUUUCCGGGAGACAAAAGAAAAGGAGAUUCAGGAUCUACUGCGAGCCAAGAGGGACUUGGAGGCUAAAAUGCAACAGUUGCAGUCUCAGGGCAUCCAAGUUUAUGGCUUGAAUGAUUCUGACUCAGAUGACAACCAAACCACGGUUACUGCUGCAGGGACACAGUGUGAGUACUGGACUGGUGGUGUUCUAGGAAGUGAGCCCUCUAUGGGUAGCAUGAUGCAGUUGCAACAGACUUUCAGAGGGCCAGAGUUUGCCCACAGUUUGAUAGAUGUGGAGGGACCUUUUGCAAAUGUUAGCAGAGAUGAUUGGGAUGCUGCAGUGGCCACUUUGCUUCAGGUCUCCCCUCAUGUGCCACAGGCCUUAUGGAGUAACACAGUACGCUGCUACCUAAUCUUUACCCAAGAGACCAAAGCUGAGCUGGAUAUCUUUAAUAAGAAAUACUCUCCAGUGUUACGGAAGAUGUGUGAGGGUUUAGGCCAUUUCUACCUGAAUGUCUACUUCUCAGAGGAGAGUGCUGCCUCUUACACUGUGGAGCGCAAGCAGGAGAUUGAAAGGAGCUCUGUGUGUGUUCUUCUUCUCAAAUCUACUGUCACUAGUUCUGUGGUAGAAGACUGUGAAGAGGCUUUUGUGAAGAACCCAGAUGCCCAUCCACUGGUGCUCUAUCUCAGGACUGAAGAAGAUCACAAUUUGGCCGGACCCACAAGGCAAUUGCUAGAAAGGAUCAAUGCUGCAGACAAGGCUGCUAAAGUCAAGGUAGUGGAUCAUAGUGGUUCUGCAGAUGAUGGAGCUGGCCUGAUUUUUGCUCAUCUAGACAAAAUUAUCAAGCAGGAGUUACUGGGUCUUGAAGGAGCAGAUGUUGAUUCUAAGGACUCUGGGAUAGAGGAGGGGCGUGAGGAGGACUCUGGAGAUGUGUUAUGGGACCUGCAUGAUGAACAGGAACAGAUUGAGUCCUAUCAGCAGGCUUGCAGCAGCACAGCCUCUCAGUUAGGCUUCCAGAAGUAUAUAGAUCGUUUGAACGACAUGAUAGCCGCUCCGCCUCCCACCCCUCCUCUGCUGGUGUCUGGUGGGCCAGGUUCAGGAAAGUCUCUUCUGCUCUCCAAAUGGAUUGAGCUACAGCAGAAGCAAUCCCCCAACACCUUGUUCCUUUACCAUUUUGUUGGUUGCCCGCUUUCCGCAAGUUCAGAGCCAGUUCUCAUUAUCAAACGCCUCACAGUCAAACUGUUGCAGCACUUCUGGUCCAUUUCUGGCUUGUCCAUGGAACCCAGUAAGAUAUUGGAGGAGUUUCCCCGCUGGCUUGAAAGGCUUUCAUCACGCCAUCAAGGAAACAUUAUCAUCAUCAUUGACUCUAUUGACCAAAUACAGCAAGCAGAGCGACACAUGAAGUGGCUGAUUGACCCUCUACCUGUCAAUGUUAGAGUGGUGGUGUCUGUCAGUGUCGAGACGUGUCCGCAAGCCUGGAGGUUGUGGCCCACACUCCACUUGGACCCGUUGAGUCCCAGAGAGGUCAGGAGUGUUGUUAGUGCAGAAUUCCAGAGCAUGGAUCUCAAACUUACUAAGGACCAGGAGAAGAAGCUGGAAAGGCACUGUCGUUCUGCAUCAACCUGCAAUCCAUUGUAUGUCACACUACUAGCAAGGAUGAUCACCAGGUUAGCCAGCGCAAGGAUGAUCACCAGUAGAACUUGCUGGUCACAGGAGAAGAGCAUGGAGCAGUGUCUGCAGUGUCAGGACACCAUGUCCCUCUACCGCUUGGCACUGAAGAUAAUACUGAACUCCCUCAACACAGACAAAGAGCAGCGCAUUAUGAGAGAGAUACUGUGCCUUGUAUGUGCCAGCCAUAAUGGAGUGAGUGAAUCAGAAGUUUUAGACUUAUUCCCAGAGCUAGAGUUACCUGUACUGUCCUCCAUGCUGUACUGCCUGAACAGGCUCUGCAUUGUAACUCUUCGAUGUGGGCUUAUCAGGUUUCAGCACCUGCAGGCUUGCGAAGCUGUGAGGUUGCAGUUUCUGGGUGGAGGAAGUAGCUUUACUGCUUACAGAGAGAAACUCAUCUAUUACUUCAGCCAGCAACUCAGCCAGGACCGUGUAACGUGGCGUGUCGCAGAUGAGCUUCCCUGGCUGCUGCAACAGCAGGAGGACAAGAUUAAACUGCAACGCAGCCUAUUGAACUUGUUUGUCUCCCAAAACCUCUACAAGAGGGGUCAUUUUUCAGAGCUGCUGAUAUAUUGGCAGUACGUGGGCAAAGACAAAAGCUCCAUGGCCACUGAGUACUUUGACUCUUUGAAACACUAUGAAAAGAGCUGUGAAAGUGAAGACAGCAUGACCAAGUUGGCAGAUCUGUAUGAGACCUUGGGACGUUUCCUCAAAGACCUUGGCCUUCCAAGUCAGGCUGUAGCCCCUUUACAACGGUCCCUUGAGAUCAGGGAGACAGCUCUGGACCCAGACCAUCCCAGUGUAGCUCGCUCCCUGCACCAGCUGGCUGGAGUUUACGUCCAGUGGAAGAAGUAUGGCAAUGCUGAGCAGCUGUACAAGCAGGCCCUGGAGAUAAGUGAGAACGCCUAUGGUGCUGAGCACGCCAGUGUGGCACGAGAGCUGGAGUCACUCGCAAUGCUCUAUCAGAAACAAAAUAAGUAUGAGCAAGCAGAGAAACUCAGGAAGAGGUCAGUGAAGAUCCGUCAGAAGACUGCUCGCCAGAAAGGUCAUAUGUAUGGCUUCACAUUGUUGAGGCGCAGAGCCCUGCAGCUGGAAGAGCUGACCCUGGGGAAAGACUCAGCUGACUGUGCUAAGACACUUAAUGAAUUAGGUGUCCUAUACUACCUCCAAAACAACCUGGAUGCAGCAAAGGUGUUUUUGACCCGCUCUUUGGAGAUGCGUCAGCGUGUGCUCGGUCCGGAUCAUCCAGACUGUGCUCAGUCCCUCAACAACUUGGCUGCACUGCACACAGAGAGGAGGGAAUAUGAGACAGCUGAGGACAUGUAUGAGAGGGCGCUGGACAUCCGUAAGAAGGCCUUGUCCCCAGACCACCCCUCACUGGCGUACACGCUCAAACACCUGGCGAUGCUCUAUAAACGCAGAGGGAAGCUGGACAAGGCCAUGCCACUGUAUGAGCUGUCUCUGGAAAUCAGGGAAAAAAGUUUUGGGCCCAAACACCCAAGUGUAGCCACAGCACUGGUCAACCUGGCUGUAAUAUACUGCCAACUGAAGAAACACAGUGACGCCUUGCCUCUUUAUGAACGAGCACUAAAAGUGUAUGAGGAUAGUUUGGGGCGCUCACAUCCACGUGUAGGGGAAACCCUUAAAAACCUGGCUGUGCUAAGCUAUGAAGAGGGUGACUUUGAGAAGGCAGCAGAGCUUUACAAACGUGCAAUGGAGAUCAAAGAGGCAGAGCCAUCAUUAGUGUGUGGAAAUGCCCCAUCCCGCCAUUCCUCUAGUGGGGACACAGUUAGUCUGAGGGGACCUGCCCCCCUCCCACAUGCCCCAAGGUAACAGUAUUCCUCCACUGAACAGUUAAGACUGUCUUGACAGCUCAAAUUACCACAGAUCAUUAUCAAACCCUGUAGUUUCAUGAGAAAGCAAACCAUUCAUUACACUGUGAUUGUCUGGAUAACGGUUUUAGGGUUUCGUCAGAUAUACUCUAACUGGCAGAAGGAUUAUGAAGUCUGCCAUGUGAGUUUGUGAAAUCUAUUUGUCAAAAGUAUUUAUUUAUAUUUCUAAUGUAAUUAUGUGUGUAAGAAACUUUAAACCUCUGUUAAACCAGUCCUUUUAAGGGCCUAGAACUCAGGUUUACACUCAUUGUAACUCAGACUCAAAUACUUAAUUGCUCGUGGUGUCAGCAUAGCAGCAUAGAGCUAACUUGUAAUCACAGUCAGGUUUGGUUCUUACCAGUGUGCAGUGGAUAAUAUUCUAUGCACACUUUUAAGUUUAUUCUUUAAAUUAGGUAUUCAUUAACAACUAUACAGUAUAGAGUAAGAAAGGAGAUGAAAGAUGAUCUGUCAAACAUCGCCCCCUUGUGUUACACUGGUAUCUCUUAACUUUUACCAAAACUGAUUUGAGACUAGUAAUUAACAAGACCAUAAGACUUAAAGCACUUCUGUUUUCAAGUGUACAUUCUGGACAUUAUAAAUGAAUACCAUCUGAGAGCUGCUGCCUCUGAAGUCAUGUGUGCAGUCUGGGAAACAAUGGUACAUUUAGAGUAUAUGCUGUG